UUCAGGCCCGCGGCAGGGGGCGGGGUCGCGCCUCCUCCGCGGCUCUGGUUCCAGUGGAGCCUCACCGACGCGGAGAUGGAAAGCCCGAGGCUGCUCCCGGCUGGUGGGACACGACAGAGCGGCGGUGUUAGCAGCCCCGCGGGCGCCAGCCGGUUCCACGGCGGCCCUGACCCGCGAGCUGGCCAGGUCCCCGCGCGCCGCCUCCUGCUGCUCCGGGGCCCCCAAGAUGGCGGGCCGGGGAGGCGGCACGAGGAGGCCCGCACGGCCUCACGGGGCCCGGGCCCGAGCCCGUUGGCCCCGAGGUUGGAUCACGCUGGCGGCGGCGACAGCGAUGACUUCUUCCUGGUGCUGCUGGACCCGGCGGGUGGCGACGUGGAGACCACGGGCGCCGGCCAGGCCGCAGGGCCUGUAUGGAGGGAGGAGGCCGAGUCGGUCCCACAGCUCCAGCAGGGUGAGAGUGACGCGAAUCCCGCGGGCCGCCAGGCGCUAGGCCCUGGCUGCCAGUCCGCAGUCCCCGCCCCAUCCCCGGCUGAGAACCCGAUCCCCGCCCCAGGCCUGGGACCCGCCGCGGCCUUCACGGGCACGGUCACCAUCCACAACCAAAACCUGCUGUUGCGCUUCGAGAACGGUGUCCUCACCCUGGCCACGCCCCCGCCGCCAGCCUGGGAGCCUGGGGUCGCGCCUGCCCCUCAGCCUGGGGGUCUGAUGGCUCCGCAAGCGGGCGUCCCGCACGCCGCGCAGGCCAGCGACUGCCCAGAGCUGCCGCCCGACCUCCUGCUGGCCGAGCCGGCUGAACCCGCGCCGGCUCCAGCGCCUGAGGAGGAGGCAGAGGGCCGGGCCGCAGCCGAAAGUCCCCCCCGCAGGCCGCUGGGCCCAGGCCCGGGCGUGGUGCUGUACCUGUGUCCCGAGGCUCAGUGCGGACAAACCUUCGCCAAGAAGCACCAGCUGAAGGUGCACCUGCUGACUCACAGCAGCAGCCAGGGCCAGCGGCCCUUCAAGUGCCCCCUGGGCGGCUGUGGCUGGACUUUCACCACCUCCUACAAGCUCAAGAGGCACCUGCAGUCGCACGACAAACUGCGGCCCUUUGGCUGCCCUGCAGAGGGCUGUGGCAAGAGCUUCACCACGGUUUAUAACCUCAAGGCACACAUGAAGGGCCAUGAGCAGGAGAACUCGUUCAAAUGCGAGGUGUGCGAGGAGAGCUUCCCCACUCAGGCCAAACUCAGCGCCCACCAGCGCAGCCAUUUCGAGCCCGAGAGGCCAUACCAGUGCGCGUUUUCUGGCUGCAAGAAGACGUUUAUCACAGUGAGUGCCCUGUUUUCCCAUAACCGUGCCCAUUUCAGGGAACAGGAACUUUUUUCCUGCUCUUUUCCUGGCUGCAGCAAACAGUACGACAAGGCUUGUCGCCUGAAAAUUCACCUGCGGAGCCACACCGGUGAGAGACCUUUCCUUUGUGACUUUGACGGCUGUGGCUGGAACUUCACCAGCAUGUCUAAACUCUUAAGGCACAAAAGGAAGCACGAGGAUGACCGGAGGUUCAUGUGCCCUGUGGAAGGUUGUGGGAAAUCUUUCACAAGGGCUGAGCAUCUGAAAGGCCACAGCAUAACCCACCUGGGCACAAAGCCAUUUGUGUGCCCUGUGGAAGGCUGCUGUGCCAGGUUCUCUGCUCGCAGUAGUCUUUACAUUCACUCCAAGAAACACUUGCAGGACGUGGACACUUGGAAAAGCCGUUGCCCAGUCUCUACUUGUAAUAAACUCUUCACAUCCAAGCACAGCAUGAAGACCCACAUGGCCAAAAGGCACAACCUCGGCCAGGAUCUCUUAGCUCAGCUAGAAGCUGCAAACUCUCUUACCCCCAGCAGUGAACUUACCAGCCAGGGACAGAGUGAUCUCAGUGAUGCAGAGCUAGUGUCUCUCUUCUCUGAUGUGCCUGGCAGUAGUUCAGCUGCAGUGCUGGACACAGCAUUGGUGAACUCUGGAAUCUUAACUAUUGAUGUGGCUUCUGUGAGUUCAACUCUGGCAGGAAGCCUCCCUGCUAAUAAUAAUAAUUCCUUGGGGCAGGCUGUGGACCCUCGGGCCUUGAUGGCCACCAGUGACCUUCCUCAAAGUCUGGAUACCUCUCUGUUUUUUGGAACGACAGCCUCUGGCUUUCAGCAGAGUCCCUUAGAUAUGGAUGAUGUUCCAAGUCUAAGUGUGGGGCCAUUGGCAUCUCUGGGCUCUUUGGCUAUGAAAAACUCGAGUCAAGAGCCCCAAGCUUUGACCCCCAGCAGUAAGCUAACAGUGGACACAGAUGCUCUGACUCCUUCAAGCACCCUUUGUGAAAACAGUGUCUCAGAACUACUGCCGCCAACCAAAGCAGAAUGGAAUGUACAUCCUGACUCCGACUUCUUUGGACAGGAGGAGGAAACCCAGUUUGGCUUCUCCAAUGCAGCAGGAAACCAUGGUUCUCAGAAAGAAACAGAUCUUAUCACAGUGACUGGCAGCUCAUUUUUGGUAUGAACUAACUAUUAAUUCCUUGCCACGUGGCUUAUUCUUAUGAAUUACACUCAAUUUUUAGGAUAUUCUGGACUAAAUGUUUAACUGCAGGCAUUUCUUAGAGGUUUGAAAAAGAACAACACACUGGGCUAUAUGUUUGGAGAUUUAAAUUAUGAUCUUGUUCCUGGAACUCUCAAGUUGUGUGACCCUGAGCAAGUCACUUAACCUAUCUGAGCCUUAAUUUCCUUAUUUAUAAAAUGAGGUGGUUUGAAUAGAUGUUGUUUCUAAGAACUUUUCAGCUCUGUAAUUCCUUGAUGAUAAGCUUAUUUCCUUGUGAAAAAAAUUAGGGCUUUUUUUAGUGAUUGUGUUGCAUGUGCUUUUUUCCAACUUACAUAAUAGUGUAAUGCACAGUCAUGUUUUUAGUAGCCAAGUUCAACUAUUAUCAGUUUGUAAACAAUUUUGUUUAUCUUAUCUUCAUUUUAACCCUCACCAAGAAUUAUUUUGGAACAAAUACCAUACUUUACCUCAUUUCAACCCUAAUUAUUCUAUAUAUAGUUCUGUAAAGUACAGUCUUUUUUGAAAAAAAAUUACAAUUCCAUUAUCAUACUUAAAGGUAGCAGUAACUCCUUAAUC
This is a messenger RNA of Lontra canadensis (Northern American river otter), 3105 nucleotides long. RefSeq names its product zinc finger X-linked protein ZXDB. The transcript has a single exon. Lineage: Eukaryota; Metazoa; Chordata; Mammalia; Carnivora; Mustelidae. Gene Ontology annotation, biological process: regulation of transcription by RNA polymerase II. Gene Ontology annotation, cellular component: nucleus. The record is from RefSeq and is a predicted model, not a curated record. Gene Ontology annotation, molecular function: transcription coregulator activity. Bases 76 to 2496 code for a protein of 806 amino acids.